CCAGCAGCUCGGCCUGUUCCCGUAGGAUCGGUGAACGCCGCGAUUGAGGUGGUGUGGGUUGUCUACUGAGCUUUCCCAAGCGUGAGGAGGCAUGGCGGCUGCUUUUCGGAAGGCAGCUAAGUCCCGACAACGGGAACACCGAGAGCGAAGCCAGCCUGGCUUUCGAAAACAUCUGGGCCUGCUGGAGAAAAAGAAAGAUUACAAACUUCGUGCAAAUGACUACCGGAGAAAGCAAGAAUACCUCAGAGCUCUCCGGAAGAAAGCUCUUGAAAAAAAUCCAGAUGAAUUUUACUAUAAAAUGACUCGAGUUAAACUUCAGGAUGGAGUUCAUGUUAUUAAGGAGACUAAGGAAGAAGUAACUCCAGAACAGCUGAAACUGAUGAGAACUCAGGAUGUCAAAUAUAUAGAAAUGAAAAGGGUUGCAGAAGCUAAGAAAAUUGAAAGACUAAAAUCAGAGCUCCAUCUGCUGGAUUUCCAGGGGAAGCAACAAAAUAAGCAUGUGUUCUUUUUUGACACUAAAAAGGAAGUUGAACAGUUUGACGUUGCAACUCACCUUCGAACCGCCCCGGAGUUAGUGGACAGGGUCUUUAAUAGACCCACGAUAGAGACCUUGCAGAAGGAGAAAGUGAAAGGAGUUACUCAUCAGACUCGAUUGAAGCGGAUAGCUCAAGAAAGGCAAAAGCAGUACAACUGCCUGACACAGCGGAUUGAACGCGAGAAGAAAUUGUUUGUUAUUGCACAGAAAAUUCAAACACGCAAAGAUCUUCUGGAUAAAACUCAGAAGGUGAAGGUAAAGAAAGAAACGGUGAACUCCCCAGCUAUUUACAAAUUUCAGAGUCGUCGAAAACGUUGAGUGUUCUAUAAGCCUUGUCAUUCCAUGUGGGAAAGAAUUCCAUGUUCUUUUAUUCCAAUGAUUUCAAAUUCCAUUAGUGUAAAUGACAUUGUUUUCUUGUUUGUAAUUAUAAUUUAUUGCAGAUCUGACAUUUGAUAUAAACAACAUUAAAGCCCCUUCCCCACUCUUUCUGUUUUUGGGUUGUGAAAUUAGUCUUGUUUUUAUAUACUUACUUUUUUUCAUUAUGAAAGUUAUAUAAUCUCAUUAAAACAAAUUUGGGGAAUAAAUGAGUUCAUUCAUAAUCCCAGUGCUUAUUCAAGAACAACAGAUAGUUAUUGCAUACUUACAGUGCUGGGAUCCAGGACAGUGGAGGUGAACAGUACAUGAGCAUUCUGGCU
Messenger RNA from Pteronotus mesoamericanus, 1230 nucleotides. It is a transcript of the gene UTP11, whose product is annotated as UTP11 small subunit processome component. The transcript is spliced from 8 exons. Gene Ontology annotation, biological process: rRNA processing. Gene Ontology annotation, cellular component: nucleolus; small-subunit processome. NCBI's taxonomy places the organism in Eukaryota, Metazoa, Chordata, Mammalia, Chiroptera, Mormoopidae. The coding region runs from base 92 to 853 and encodes 253 amino acids. The record is from RefSeq and is a predicted model, not a curated record.